Zea mays is the source of this 917-nucleotide messenger RNA. Its product is annotated as protein ALP1-like. Lineage: Eukaryota; Viridiplantae; Streptophyta; Magnoliopsida; Poales; Poaceae. Bases 170 to 787 code for a protein of 205 amino acids. The record is from RefSeq and is a predicted model, not a curated record. The transcript is spliced from 2 exons.
ACAGAUGGGAUCCGUACUUUAAGGUGUGAAACUCAUCACUAUUUUGUUUUUAGGUCUAUAUUCAUGUUGCACAUACGGCCCCUAAUGUUUCAUGCUUGUAUGGCCCUUAAACUAGGACUGUAUUGGAGCUAUUGAUGGUACACAUGUAAGAGCCACUGUUCCUAGAGAUAUGGAGCAUGCCUUUCGUGGUAGGAAGUCCUAUGCGACUCAAAAUGUAAUGGCGGCUGUAGAUUUUGAUCUACGCUUCACUUAUGUGUUGGCUGGUUGGGAGGGAACAACUCAUGAUGCUAAUGUAUUACGAGAUGCUUUAGAACGUGUGAAUGGCCUUCGCGUUCCACAAGGUAAAUUCUACCUUGUUAAUGCGGGAUAUGGAGCAAAACCAGGAUUCUUGCCUCCUUUCCGUGGUGUGAGAUACCAUUUAAACGAAUGGGGCAAUAAUCCCGUACAAAAUGAGAAAGAGUUGUUUAAUCUAAGACACUCAUCUCUUCGUGUCACAGUUGAGCGUGCAUUCGGGUCAUUGAAGAGAAGAUUCAAGAUUUUAGAUGAUGCAUCUCCUUUCUUCCCUUUUCCAACACAAGUCGAUAUUGUUGUUGCUUGUUGUAUCAUUCAUAAUUGGGUCAUACAAGAUGAGAGUGGUGAUUUUAUUAUACAAGAUUCUAAUUGGCCUAGCCAUAGCCAUGCUAUAUCUUUAGUUGGCCAAGCAAGUGAGCAUGCUGCUAUGGUUGCUUUGAGGCAAGGAAUUGCAGACCAGAUGUGGACAGACCAUCAGAACUACAAUGAAAACUAGUAUCUUGUAAUAUUUGUAAGAACUAUUUGUAAGGAUGCUAUGUUAUUGCAAGGAUGUAUUGGCUACUGUCUUUUAUCUGUAAGAACUAUUUGUAAGGAUGCUAUGUUAUUGUAAGGGCAUAUUGAUUGCU